AUGGCACACCGCAAGCGCCACGCAGAGGACCCUCUCGAUGAGAUCGCAGGCAUCGACUCGCCCGCUUCGAAACGCUCCCGAACCGUCGACUCCCUCCUAUCCAACGGCUCAAUCGACCAAAACGGCCACGCAACAACAUCACAAGAAGAAGCGACGACACCAACAAAUGGAAACGCAGAGACGGAGAGGAAACCAGAAGACGAUGACGAAGACAGCGACAUCGAAGACGAGACGCUCGUCCAGGCCCCGAUCCGCCAGUCCGCGCCGACAGACGGCUACGACGACCUCUACCUCGACACGAUAGACCGCAACGUCCUCGACUUCGACUUCGAGAAGCUGUGCUCCGUCAGCCUGUCCAACAUCAACGUCUACGCAUGUCUUGUCUGCGGCAAAUACUACCAGGGCCGCGGGCCCAAGUCCCACGCCUACUUUCACGCCCUCGACGAGAACCACCACGUCUUCAUCAACAUGCAGACGCAGAAGGUCUACGUGCUGCCGGAGGGCUACGAGGUCAAAUCGAAGUCGCUCGAUGAUAUCAAGUUCGUCUCAGACCCGCGGUAUAGCAAGCAAGAAGUCGCCGCGCUCGACCGCACGCCGCUGCGCGCGUCGUUCACGCUGGCGGGCAAGGAGUACGCCCCUGGGUUCGUGGGCAUGAACAACCUGAAGGAAAACGACUACCUCAACGUCAUCGUGCAAGCGUUAGCGCACGUCGCACCACUGCGCAACUUUUGCCUCCUCGAAGACCUCUCAUCGCGAACCGAGCUGGCGAAACGCUUCGGCAUCCUGGUCCGCAAGAUCUGGAACCCACGCGCCUUCAAAGCCCACGUCUCCCCGCACGAGCUGCUCCAGGAAAUCUCCCUGCUCUCAAACAAGCGCUUCACAUUGACAGCGCAAUCAGAUCCGGUCGAAUUCCUGUCAUGGUUCCUCAAUAAUCUACAUCUCGGGUUCGGCGGCUCCAAGACGAAACCGGGCAGCUCCAUCGUACAGCGCAUUUUCCAAGGCAAGCUCAAGGUCGAGUCGCAAGCCAUCACCGCCCGCGCCGAUGCGGGCGACCGCCUGCGAUUCGAGGACGCCGCGGUGUCGAUGACAUCGACGCGCUUCAUGUUCCUCACCCUCGACCUCCCCGCCGCGCCCCUCUUCCAGGACGAGCUGGAAAAGAACAUCAUCCCCCAGGUGCCCCUGACCACGAUCCUCUCCAAAUACGACGGCAUCCAGGCCCAGGAGCACCUCGCCCAGCGCAAGCGCUACCGCCUCCUCCACCCCCUCCCGCCCUACCUCGUCUUCCACGUCAAGCGCUUCAGCCAGAACAAGUUCGUCUCGGAGCGCAACCCGACCAUCGUCACCUUCGACCCCAACGGCCUCGACGUCAGCCCCUACGUCGAGCCCAACCCGGCCGAGUGGCCCCCCGGCGAGCCCAUCGUCUACGACCUCGUCGCCAACGUCGUCCACGAGGCCGUCCGCGCCAAGGAGGACGUCGCGGACAGCGGGGAGGAGCGCAAGACGUGGAAGGUGCAGCUGCGGGACAAGGGCCGCGACGAGUGGGUUUCGUGCCAGGACCUGUUCGUGGAGAAGGUGCAGAGCGAGUUGCUGUACCUGGGAGAGACGUAUCUCCAGGUCUGGGAGAGGAGGCGGACACCAAAGGGCAAGGGCAGGGCGUAA
Molecule: messenger RNA, 1659 nt
Organism: Colletotrichum karsti
Lineage: Eukaryota; Fungi; Ascomycota; Sordariomycetes; Glomerellales; Glomerellaceae
Product: u4 tri-snrnp-associated protein 2
Exons: 1
Coding region: 1-1659 (552 amino acids)
Biological process (GO): spliceosomal complex assembly; mRNA processing; protein deubiquitination
Molecular function (GO): zinc ion binding; cysteine-type deubiquitinase activity
Source: RefSeq, a predicted model, not a curated record